Miscanthus lutarioriparius is the source of this 1023-nucleotide messenger RNA. The record is from the annotation of a GenBank genome assembly. NCBI's taxonomy places the organism in Eukaryota, Viridiplantae, Streptophyta, Magnoliopsida, Poales, Poaceae.
AUGUCUCAGGCGAUGUCCGGCGGUGGUGGUGGCGGCGGUGGCGCGGGGCAGUUCGGCGACACGACGUUCACCAAGUUGUUCGUGGGGGGCCUUGCGUGGGAGACGCACAAGGAGGGCAUGCGGGCCUACUUCCAGCAGUUCGGCGACAUCCUUGAGGCCGUCGUCAUCACCGACAAGAACACCGGCAGAUCCAAGGGAUACGGAUUUGUAACUUUCGGUGAGCCAGAGGCGGCGAUGAGAGCUUGCAUCGAUCCGUACCCGGUGAUUGAUGGAAGGAGGGCCAACUGCAAUCUUGCCUAUCUCGGCGUCAACAAAUCCAAGACAGCACUGCUGCCUCCCUAUCUGCAACCAUAUGCUCAUGUUUACGGGGGAGGCAGCAACAACAUGCGGGCAACAAUGAAGUCCUUUCAAACAGCUGGUGUUGGUGGUGCCAGCCCGAUGAGCUUCGUCCCGGCGGCCGAUCAUGGCAUCCAGCAAGGAUUUCCUACUUACAGUGUGUACGCCGGGUACUCUCCCUAUUUCUUGGACUACGGCUAUCCGCUGAGCUACUAUCAGCCCUACGCUGGUCUGCAGCAGGGAGCCCAGCUACAGCAGUACGCCGUCUUGGGCAGCGGAGGAGCAGCAGCGACGGUGCCGGCGGGGCUAACAAUGGAGGCGGCGGCGGCGGCGGCGGCGGCCAACCCGUCCGGACUGUACCCCUACUUUCAGUACGGUCCGGCGAGCGCGGCGGCCGCUGGUGGGUACAGCAUGGUGCAGUACCCCCAGUUGUACCAGUACGCUGCUGCGGCUGCGGUGGGUGCCACGGCGGCGGCGACCACCCUGGCCGCUGGCGUUGCCGGCGGCCUCCAGCAGUACGGCGGCGCGGUGGCGUUUACUCCUAAUUCCAUUGCCCAAGCAGGCAUGACAAUGUCUCUGACAUCUCCAACUCUGGCAGCACCGACAGCGCAGCAGUACCAAUACUGCAGACUGGUUCCUUCUCCCCUGGCUGCUGCAGCACCCGAUCAGAAGCCCAGCUUGGCCUAG